UGCGCUAGCGGCGUGCGGGGCGUGCGAGACGUACGGCGCGGUGCGCGGGUGAGGUGUCGAGGUGGCGGAGUGAGGCGAAGCGCGGGCGGCGGUCAGUCUCUGGCCGCGCGCGACACCGAGCGCGCGUCGACACUGCGACGAUAUGGCCGCAAACGGGUCGGCGGCCACCGAGCCGCGGCUCUGCCACGUGCGGAAAACGCCAGACUUUGACGGUUACGGAUUCAACCUACAUGCGGAGAAAGGCAAACCCGGCCAGUACAUCGGCAAGGUGGAUGAGGGCUCACCGGCGGAGGCGGCGGGGCUGCGCCGCGGCGACCGCAUCCUCGAAGUGAACGGGCACAGCAUCGCGGGCGAGUCGCACAAACAGGUGGUUGCGCGCAUCAAGGAGCGCGGCGAGGACGCGGAGCUGCUGGUGGUGGCGCCGGCGCCGGGCGAGCCUGUGCCCGAUCUGGACGCGCCCGCGCCCGCGCCCGAGCCGGCCGUCGAAGAGCCGCGCGAGAGCCCGCCGCCGCCCGCCGACCCGCCGAGGCUCAACCUGCACAUGACCGCCGCCGAGAUGCGCGCUCACCUUGCCGCCAAGAAGAAGUUUGAUCCCAAGAAGGUGCCGAUGGACCUCAAGUCCAAGUUUGAUAUCGUCAAGAAGCUGUGACGGAGUGCAGUGUGCGGCGGAGAGGCGGUCGGGUGGCGGGUGCGGGGCCCCGCUCGCCGCCGCCGCCACCUCCGCGCACCGCCCAGCACCGCGCCGCACCGCCCCGCGCCGCGGAUGUAUUGCCAUUGAGUCGAGUUACUUGUACAUAAGUACGCAGCCCCGAGCCCGAGUGCUGUAUAGUGUUUAGAUAUUAUAUAUUAUAUUUUGUAAUUUAUUUUACGAAUGCAAAUCGUUCUAUUAAUUUGAUUAUCUAAAUGUGUAGUACAUAGUUAUUUACGUAAUUAAGUGCAAUUAUUGUUUUACUAUUGUCAAUAAAUUUAAUUUAAAUCCAG
Molecule: messenger RNA, 981 nt
Organism: Manduca sexta (tobacco hornworm)
Lineage: Eukaryota; Metazoa; Arthropoda; Insecta; Lepidoptera; Sphingidae
Product: Na(+)/H(+) exchange regulatory cofactor NHE-RF1
Exons: 1
Coding region: 143-649 (168 amino acids)
Biological process (GO): protein localization to plasma membrane
Cellular component (GO): apical plasma membrane
Molecular function (GO): protein-membrane adaptor activity; protein binding
Source: RefSeq, a predicted model, not a curated record